Molecule: messenger RNA, 423 nt
Organism: Penaeus indicus
Lineage: Eukaryota; Metazoa; Arthropoda; Malacostraca; Decapoda; Penaeidae
Product: glycine receptor subunit alphaZ1-like
Exons: 3
Biological process (GO): chloride transmembrane transport; regulation of membrane potential; signal transduction
Cellular component (GO): synapse; plasma membrane; neuron projection
Molecular function (GO): transmitter-gated monoatomic ion channel activity involved in regulation of postsynaptic membrane potential; transmembrane signaling receptor activity; chloride channel activity
Source: RefSeq, a predicted model, not a curated record
UGGAUUUCCUUCUGGAUCCGCCCCGAGAUCGCCCCUGCCCGAGUGACCUUAGGAGUGACCUCGCUUCUGACUCUGUCGACCCAACAUGCCAAGAGUCAAGCAGCUCUUCCGCCGGUCUCGUACAUUAAGGCGAUUGAUGUGUUCAUGUCUUCUUGUACGGUGUUCGUGUUCAUGGCCCUUAUGGAGUACGCGGUGGUGAACGUGAUCCUGGGCGACGGACCGGGUGAUGACAAGAAGCCCGGGGCACAAGGUCAAAAUCCCGACCCCAAGGCAGCCAAGGUCACCUACACGUCCAUCAAGACCUCGGCCCAGGAGAGGCGCGCCAGGGCCAUUAUGGUGGACAGAGGAUCUCGUUACCUCUUCCCGCUCUCCUUCGCUAUCCUCAACUGCAUCUACUGGAUCACCUUCUGGAGUUACUUGUGA